Messenger RNA from Engraulis encrasicolus (European anchovy), 2109 nucleotides. It is a transcript of the gene sack1a, whose product is annotated as protein FAM83A. Gene Ontology annotation, molecular function: protein kinase binding. Gene Ontology annotation, biological process: epidermal growth factor receptor signaling pathway. The record is from RefSeq and is a predicted model, not a curated record. The transcript is spliced from 4 exons. Bases 415 to 2088 code for a protein of 557 amino acids. NCBI's taxonomy places the organism in Eukaryota, Metazoa, Chordata, Actinopteri, Clupeiformes, Engraulidae.
UGAACCAAAAUCUCAACCCUAAGCACACCUCCUGGAUAGGGCGAGGUCUCGUAAAUUUCAUUGCAUUGCUAAAAUUGUCCGACCGCCUUUAAGAAGGCUGAUUUGAGCAGACACAUGAGCAGGCAACUUGUCAUUCCAGUACGCCUCAGCGCGAGCAGAAGCCGAGUCUUCACGCGGGCGCUCACGUUGACUCCCUGGGGUGAUUCACCUGUCCUGCCUUAACCCCACGCGCAGAUAUGAAUGAUGAUAGAAUCUGCGCCUAGCUUACAAUGUGUACACUGUGUAACGUUAACAGGAUAACUGAACAGCACAUAGAUGGGAUUUUAGUCCGCAUAUUUUCUGAGGGCUACAGUUGGUGAUGGUUGGUCAUCUUUUAGAGCGACGCGCAGUCCCCUCGUAAAAGUUGCAUGAAUCAUGAUGGAGCAAUUGUGCGCUAUGCCCCACGCUGCUCCUCGGCAGUCCCUUUUCCAACGCAAACCAGUUGGGAAGGUGAAGAAGAGGCUACACGACAUGCAGUAUCGCCUACUCCCGGAGACCAGCAUGGACCUGAGCCACAGCGAGAGCGCGCGCCUGGCAACUGACGCGCUAAUGAAUGGAGGUCUCCAGGCGUAUGACAAGGUUCUGGCAGAGGACGGAGAGGUCAGCUUUCUGUCUUCAAUGGAGAAGGACUAUAUCCUAGCAAAUCUAUCGGAGCCGAGGACUUUCAAUGACGGCUCAAAGGACGAUAAUGAUGAUGACGAACACAAUUCCCUGGAGACAAGGGAUUCUGAUUCUUCCCAGACCUAUUUACCGAUAGCCAGCGAGAGCUCCCCUCCGGAGCUGGACCAUGGCUGGCCAGUGGAGGAGUGGAGUUACCACCUGCAGGGGAUGCCUACUGUUGAUGUGUUCUUUCAAUCCUCUGAAUCCAGAAAUAUGAAAGACCUGCUGCGAGAGUUUAUCAGCAAAGCCACUACGGUUCUGGCCAUAGUCAUGGAUAUUUUUAGUGACAUUGAGAUAUUCUGCGACUUACUGGAGGCCAUGGGGAAGCGUGAUGUGUCCGUCUACUUACUGCUUGACCACCAGAACGCGCCGGUUUUCGUAGAGAUGUGUAACACUCUUCAGAUCAACGCUUCCCAUCUUUCAAGAAUGUCUGUCCGUACAUUGCCUGGGAACACGUACUGCGCCAAAUCAGGGAGGAAAUUCAACGGUCAGGUCCAAGAGAAGUUUAUCCUUGCUGACUGCACUCAGGUGCUUGUUGGAUCAUACAGCUUCACCUGGCUGUCUUGGCAGGUGAACAGGAGCAUGGCGAUGCUGUUCAAAGGCAGUGGGGUCAAACCUUUUGACCUUGAGUUCCGCAGACUCUAUGCCACGUCUUUACCUAUACACGGCCUCCCUGAAGAAGAGAUCUCCAGCUGCCUCCCUUUCCACCUGAACACCGUGGAUUCCCCAACUCAGUCCAUCACAAGUUCCAGCACCUCUGCAUCAGAUGAACAGCAACAACCAGCUGACCCAUGUGCUGCUGUACCCAAGCAAGAGGGGACUAUAGUGCUGGAGCACCAGCAACCGGCAAGUGUGGGAUUCCUACUGACCACCUCCAAGUACACAAUGGAACCUACACCUAAGACAGGGACAAACGCCCAGGUCAAAGGCUUGUUCCAUCACCAAACGGCCAACCCUAUAGGGCGUCUGAAUCCCUCACCACAAUUCCCAGCCCUCAAAACAGGGAGGUACUCCCCACCCAAAGCCCAGGACACAGAGAGAACACUCAGCCCACUGAUCUCCCCAGCUCCACAGCCUUCACUCCAGAAGGGGACAUUCUCUACAGUCAAAGCCCAACCUGUGAUGCCUACGGUUGGGCAGACUGCCCCUGGGUGCCCCGUGAAGUCUCCCACUGUGCUUCCACCCAGGCUCCAGCUGCUGCUAGCCCAGCGCCACUCCUCCUUCUCCAGGGAGUGCAGUGUGUCUGCGCUCCCCUGGAGGAACACCAGCACUACCGGCAGCAACAACAGCCUGCCCAACGCAGUGGACAGGGGACAAACUGGAGGCCAGCGUAAAUUUGACCUGUGCAAGAAGCAAUGUCCGGCUGUCACCACGGCAUUUAGAGCAUAGGCUGGCAUGAUUCAUGUCAAU